This is a messenger RNA of Glossina fuscipes, 2819 nucleotides long. Its product is annotated as esterase FE4-like. The coding region runs from base 1117 to 2757 and encodes 546 amino acids. The record is from RefSeq and is a predicted model, not a curated record. Lineage: Eukaryota; Metazoa; Arthropoda; Insecta; Diptera; Glossinidae. The transcript is spliced from 5 exons.
UCAUCUAAAGGUGGCAUUAUGCCUCUUAUCUCUAACAGUUAAUAUUAGUUUGCCCGUAUGUUUAAUGAAAAUACCUACGCACGUAUUGUAAGUAUUGGGCCAUUUCAUAAAUAAAGCCGUUCAUUGUUGCUUUACUUAUACGUUUUGUUCGUCGAUUUCAUUCUUAAUGCAAAUUUGGAAGAGCUCUGUUCAAGUUCAACCGCGACGAAGCAAUUGCGGGUCUAUUUCACUUUGUGAGUUUAACUGAAGUACAUAAACGCAAUGUAAAGUUUAUCAAACACUGCAGCAUUACGUGAAAGAGGACGACCCAAUGACAAAAAUACUUCAAAUAUUUCAGUCCAGAAAACGAGUAAUAAAUUACUUGCAACAAUAGAAUGAUGGGGCGAAUCUAGAAUUGCUAUCGCGUCAGAAGUUUCAAAGCUUUAUUCUUUUUCUCUUAUCUUAUGCUUUUCACUGGAUCACUGUUACACAAGUGUCCUUUAAAAACUUCUAUAAAAUAUUUCUGCUAAGUUUUCAAUGGAUAUCUUACCGAUGUAAUAGUGAAACUCGAAAAUUUACAUUGCUUUAAUUUCUUACAGCUUUUAACUUAUAAAUGUGUGUAUUUGUACCAGCAACAUAACCCUUUUCACAUUCGAUUUGCAGAGUUGCAUUAAGAACAUACAAAUCAAUCUUUCAGUGUUGCGACCGUCAAGGAGUCAACAAUAACUAAUGACUUGGACGGAUGUGUCUAAAUUGAUUCACAAUUUUAUAAAGAUCAAAAAUACAUGUUUAACUAAUGAUAUAAACCAUAUCCUGUUUCCGCAUGUUGCAAAGAGGCAAAAAGGAUACACCAAAGGGCAUCGAUUAGGAAUUUAUGAACAUUUGAAUUAAAAGGCAUUAUGGUAAUCAAUCUACUCACUACAAAAGUUUCCUAUAAGUAAACGAAAUAAUUUAAUGGAUUACCUGAUAUUUCUGAUGGAAUUCUAAGAAAAACUUUGGUUUUUUUUUUUAAUCUGAACGUAUGCUUUAAAAUUCUAUAAAUAGUAAGAGAAAUUAAUUUCGAUAUUUAGUCCCAUUUGAUAACAGAGUGAAUGUAGGUAGAGCUUUGAGGAGAAAAAUUAAAGAGAAAAAAGUCUAAUGAUUCUUCUGAGCUCAAUUUUGUUUGUACACUUUGCUUUGUUUUGCAAAGGUGAACAAACAAUUCACAUUGCCACCGAUUUGGGUGAAAUUAAAGGCGUUCAAAUGACUUCACGAUUAGGUGAACACUUUUGGGCUUUUCGUGGUAUUCGUUAUGCUAAGCCGCCAAUAGGAGAAUUGCGUUUUCAAAGUCCCCAACCAAUUGAAGCCUGGAAAUCGCAAAUCUACGAUGCUACGACGGAUGGACCUGUAUGUCCCCAAGGUUAUGGCAGCAUGGAUCUUAUUUCCGAGGAUUGCUUACGUUUAAAUGUCUAUACACGAGACGUAAACGAUUUAAAGCCAGUUUUGGUCUUUUUACAUCCUGGUGGCUUCUAUUCGGGAUCAGGACGUAGUGAUAUUUUUGCGGGACCACAGAAUUUAAUGGAUCGGGAUAUUGUCCUAGUUACACUAAAUUAUCGUUUGGGUUCUUUAGGAUUUUUGGCUACUGGAACAGCUGAUGCAACCGGUAAUAUGGGACUCAAAGAUCAAGUCGUAGCUUUGCGUUGGGUUCAAAAACAUAUCGGAAAAUUUGGUGGUGAUUGUAGUUCAGUUACAUUGUGGGGCUACAGUGCAGGCAGUUUCAGUACAGGCCUGCAUAUGAUGUCACCUAUGUCUAAAGGGUUAUUUCAACGUGCCAUCAUGAUGAGUUCUGCUCCUUUGGGUCAGUUUGAUUUUAAAGAUAAUCAAUUAGAAUUGGCUCAGAAACAAGCUCAGCUAUUAAAUUGUCCCGAAAAGCCUAUUAAAGAUAUGGUUGCAUGCCUCAAAACCAAACCUACGACGGAUUUUGUUAACACUGUUCGAGAAAUGUUUGAAUACGCUGGAAAGCCUAUUUACAACUGGAUGCCGGUAAUAGAAACCGACUUUGGUCAGGAACGUUUCAUAGCUGAAGACCCUUAUAAAAUCAUGGAAAAAGGAGCUAUAAACAAAGUGCCGUUAAUCAUUGGAAUCACCGAAUAUGAAUUCCACUACGUGGCCUAUUACAUUUUACGUAAUGGUACUGAAAGGGUGCUCUUUAACAAAGAUUUUGAGAAAGUAGCACCAAUACAUUUACUCUACGAAACCAAUACAGAGAAAUCGCGUCUAAUUAGCAGAAAGCUUAAAGAGAAAUAUUUAAAUAAUCAAUCGUUAGUUUUUCCUGACUCUGUUGAAAAAUUUGGUCAACUUUAUAGUGACGGUGUUAUUGGUUACUCAUAUCAUCGUUUUCUCGAUAUGGUGUCCAAACAUAUGCCAGUCUUCAGUUAUUUGUUUACCUAUAAAGGCCGUUACAGUCAUUUUAUAAAUCCAAGCACAAAUCAAACCGAAGGUGCUAUGCAUCACGAUGAACUUUUAUAUCUCUUCCAUGUGCCAGUAAGAACGCCAUUGUUUAGCAAAACUGAUCAUGAAAAUAAGAUUAUCGAGCGGCUAACUCGCAUGUGGACAGAAUUUGCUAAAAGAGGAAACCCUAACGAUUCCAAAGACAGCUACCUGAAGAACUUUGAGUGGCCUACGUACACCGACAGUAAAAAGGAAUAUUUGGAAAUCGGCGACAAUCUAACGAAAAUAAACGGUGGAAUUUUUAUGGAUCGUUUCCAAUUGUGGGAUUCGUUGUUUCCUCUUAAAUGAGUUGAUGUUAAUAAGAAUUUUAGAAGUUUUCGGUUUUGAAGACAAUUUUACUGAGACAACUC